Messenger RNA from Styela clava, 1119 nucleotides. The record is from RefSeq and is a predicted model, not a curated record. NCBI's taxonomy places the organism in Eukaryota, Metazoa, Chordata, Ascidiacea, Stolidobranchia, Styelidae.
UAUUCGGAUAUCCUCUUGUUGUUUAUUUUUGAGAAUCGGCCCAUGCGUUGAAGUGCGGCGCUAGUUGUAACUCUUUGGAUAAGGUUGAAAGAAUUGACGAAACGUAUUUCAAUAGCUUAGUAUAAUAAUUUAAUUUCAAUAGUAUGGAUGAGUGUCGGGUCUUGUCAAUACAAAGCCAUGUCGUUCGUGGAUACGUUGGGAACCGAUCAGCUGUUUUUCCUCUGCAGAUUCUUGGAUUUGAAGUUGAUUUUAUAAACUCAGUGCAAUUCUCAAACCAUACUGGGUACCCAGUUUGGAAAGGUCCUGUUCUCUCCUGCACAGAAAUUGAAGAACUUUAUGAAACUCUGAAGGCAAAUGAUGUUAUCAAAUAUGACUAUGUGCUUACAGGUUAUUGCUAUGAUAAAGAUAUGCUGCUGAAGUUAGUUCACAUAAUCAAGGAAUUAAAAGAGAGAAAUCCAAAUCUUAUUUAUGUUUGUGAUCCAGUAAUGGGAGAUACGUGGAAUGGUAAAGGGAAAAUGUACGUACCUGAAAACAUAAUGCCAGUGUUCAGAGACCAAGUCGUACCUAUAGCAGACAUCCUGACUCCCAAUCAAUUUGAGGCCGAGUUAUUAACAGGCAUGAAGAUUGAAAACGAAUCUGAUGCACUGAAAUGUAUGCAAGUAUUACAUGAAAGAGGACCAAAUACUGUUGUAUUGAGCAGUACAGAGCUUGGUGAAAGCGGAAAACACAUGAUGUGUUAUUGCAGUAAAAAAGGAGAGAAGAGCCAACAACUGCGAGUUUCAAUUCCAGUUAUUGGAGAAGCAUUUGUAGGUUCUGGAGAUUUAUUUGCCGCAACAUUCCUAGCCUGGUCUCAUCGACAUCCUAGCGACAUGAAAACCGUUUGUGAAAAAGUUCUUUCUACUAUGCAACAUGUAUUAAAGAGAACGCAAACGGCAGCUGAAGCGCUGGCAGGCCCAGGGAAAAAGCCAACGUUGCCACAACUAGAACUGAAACUUAUACAAAGUAAAAGAGACAUCGAAGAUCCAACCAUUUGUAUCAAAGCAGAAGAAAUCAAGUCUUGAUAUGCCAUCCAUGUUGACUAAACAGAGUGAAAGUUACUAGCUUUUCUAUGUCCAGAAA